GCUACAAAAAAGGCCGGAGGCUCGAGUAAAAAUGGACGCAAGUCGCCGGGCCAGCGCCUCGGCGUGAAGCGCUUCGGCGGCCACCCGGUCAGCGCGGGCGAGGUCCUCGUGCGGCAGCGCGGCACGAAAUUCCACCCGGGCAACCUCGUCAAGCGCGGGCGCGACGACACGCUGCGCGCGGCCGCG
This is a messenger RNA of Aureococcus anophagefferens, 186 nucleotides long. RefSeq lists its product as hypothetical. Gene Ontology annotation, biological process: translation. The record is from RefSeq and is a predicted model, not a curated record. Lineage: Eukaryota; Pelagophyceae; Pelagomonadales; Pelagomonadaceae. Gene Ontology annotation, molecular function: structural constituent of ribosome. Gene Ontology annotation, cellular component: ribosome. The annotation marks the transcript as partial. The transcript has a single exon.